Molecule: messenger RNA, 2305 nt
Organism: Delphinapterus leucas (beluga whale)
Lineage: Eukaryota; Metazoa; Chordata; Mammalia; Artiodactyla; Monodontidae
Gene: STARD3
Product: StAR related lipid transfer domain containing 3
Biological process (GO): cholesterol transport
Cellular component (GO): late endosome membrane; endoplasmic reticulum-endosome membrane contact site; lysosomal membrane
Molecular function (GO): cholesterol transfer activity; cholesterol binding
Source: RefSeq, a predicted model, not a curated record
AUGGGAGAGAGAUGGAGAGGAAGACCCAGAGAGGGGGUGAAAUAAAGAUGGACGUGGGAGAGGGUACAGAGACACUUCUAAAGAAAGGUAGAGAGGUAGCUUGUGAGAGAGACAGAAAGGGGGAGGAGAGAUGGAGACAGGUCUGGCAGGAGACAAGAGGGCUAUUAGAGACGAGCAAAUGUCACCUGCCCUGGGGCUGCGGCCCUGUCUCGGUGAGGGAUGCGCUGAAUGUGCAGUCUGGCACGAGAUCCAGCUGAUGGACGUUGGGGGGUCCCAUUGCCUGCGGCCUGUCACAUCCCCUCCUCUGACUGCCGCCUUCCAGAGCUGGGCCCAGCCUUCCUUCAGCCGUGCUGCUGAGGCCCAGCCCUCUCUGCCUGGAGGUGGGGGCCGCCAGGAUGAGCAAGCUGUCUGGGGAGCCGGCCCGUGACCUGGAGCGCAGCCUGCCAGCCGUGGCCUCCCUCGGCUCGUCGCUGUCGCACAGCCAGAGCCUCUCCUCGCAUUUCCUCCCGCCGCCUCGCGAGAAGCGCCGGUCCAUCUCCGACGUCCGCCGCACCUUCUGCCUCUUUGUCACCUUCGACCUGCUUUUCAUCUCCCUGCUCUGGAUCAUUGAGCUGAACACCAACACAGGCAUCCAGAAGAACCUGGAGCAGGAGAUCAUCCACUACAGCUUUGAAACUUCCUUCUUUGACAUCUUGGCCCUGGCCUUCUUCCGCUUCUCCGGACUGCUCCUGGGCUAUGCUGUGCUGCGGCUCCGGCACCGGUGGGUGAUUGCGGUCACCACGCUGGUGUCCAGUGCAUUCCUCAUUGUCAAGGUCAUCCUCUCUGAGCUGCUCAGCAAAGGGGCCUUCGGCUACUUGCUCCCUAUCGUCUCCUUCGUCCUCGCCUGGUUGGAGACCUGGUUCCUUGACUUCAGAGUCCUACCCCAGGAGGCUGAGGAGGAGCGAUGGUAUCUCGCUGCCCAGGCUGCUGUCGCCCGAGGACCCUUGCUCUUCUCCGGCGCCCUGUCCGAGGGCCAGUUCUAUUCACCCCCAGAAUCCUUUGCAGGGUCUGACAAUGAAUCAGAUGAAGAAGUUGUUGGGAAGAAAGGCUUCUCUGCCCAGGAACGGGAGUACAUCCUCCAGGGGAAGGAGGCUAUGGCGGUGGUGGACCAGAUCUUGGCCCAGGAGGAGAACUGGAAGUUUGAGAAGAAUAAUGAAUAUGGGGACACUGUGUACACCAUCGAGGUUCCCUUUCAUGGCAAGACCUUCAUCCUGAAGACCUUCCUGCCCUGCCCCGCGGAGCUGGUGUACCAGGAGGUGAUCCUGCAGCCCGAGAGGAUGGUGCUGUGGAACAAGACGGUGACAGCCUGCCAGAUCCUGCAGCGAGUAGAAGACAACACCCUCAUCUCCUACGAUGUGUCUUCGGGGGCCGCGGGCGGUGUGGUCUCCCCCAGGGACUUCGUGAACGUCCGACGCAUCGAGCGGCGCAGAGACCGAUACCUGUCAUCGGGCAUCGCCACCACCCACUGCGCCAAGCCCCCGACACACAAAUAUGUCAGGGCCGCCUGCCCCGGUACCUCAUCCACCAGAGCCUUGCAGCCACCAUGUUUGAAUUUGCCUUUCAUCUGCGGCAGCGCAUCGGAGAGCUGGGUGCACGGGCAUGAGCAUGCCCCCUCACCACCCUGCGGGCCAGGGUCCUGUCGCCACGGCCUCCAGAGCCAGAGGAGGGGCCGGUUGGGCUUCCCGCUGCCCACAGAGGACCUGGCCUCAAACAGUGGGGAGGAAGGGGCUUCCUCCCACAGCAGCCCCUCGGCCCCCAGCUGCCACCCUCCACGCGCUUCACUGUGCCUGGAAGCCCUGGCCGUGGGCAGGUUGAGAGCUCAAGCGUCUGACUCUGCCGCUGAGGCCAGUGGGGUCCAUCCUGCCGACGUUUACAUGGCGUCCCUGUAAACGUCUCCUCCUGGAAGAGGAGAUCUGCUGUCCCCACCUGGCCAGGCCGGGGUCUGGAAUGGGAACCUCGGACUUGGUUGGGGAGGACCCUGGGCAGGACAGAAGUCAGGGCAGCCUUGUCACCAGUGUGAAGGCGCAGGACCCCCUUCUUCCGCCUGCUCUCUCAUCACGGUGUUUUAGGAUUACUUAAAGGGUCUGGGACCUUUUUCCACUUGCACUUGUGGGGGUGUAGGUUGUAGGUGGGAGUGGUGGGUGCUGGCAGGGAGCCUGCCUCUCCCAGGUUCUCUUCAGGUUGCCUCCCUCCCGCCCAGGGCCUCGUUGGGGACCUUUGUAAUUUGAGCCAAUUAAAAACAUGAACUCAAAAAAAAAAAAAAAAA